GCCGAGAAGCCGGGGGCGGGGCGACCUUUGCUCCGGCCCGGAGCAGUCCAGGCCAGGUGUGGCCCAGCCGCCCUGCUGCAAGGUGGGGUGUCCCCGCCGCUCAGAUACCCAUCUCGCCUGCCGCACUGGAGGUGGCCUCGCCGCUUCCUGCGCGCACCUCGGAUCCCUCUCUCCCCGGCCGGGUUUGGCCCCGGCGGCCGCCCCUGGUUGCCCGCGCCUGGACCCGCGGUUUCGGUCAGACCCGCCCGCGGGCUGGUUUCGAUUAGGGCCAGUAGGAGGGCGGAGCGGCCGGGACGCUAGGAGGGAACUAGCCUGAGUUGGGACAGUCUUCGCGUAGAGACAAAGAGCGUCCCUAGAGCCAUCAGGGCGCAGGAGCCCGAGCCGAUUUCGGGUCCCCGGAGCCCGGGGCACGGCCGAGAGAAGGGGACAGCGGAGAAGGAAGGCGGCAGGUGCGCCGUCGGCGCGGCGGGCCGGGAUGCGGACGCCGGUGGUGAUGACGCUGGGCAUGGUGCUCGCGCCCUGCGGACUGCUGCUCAACCUGACCGGCACGCUGGCGCCCGGCUGGCGGCUGGUGAAGGGCUUCCUGAACCAGCCGGUGGACGUGGUGCUGUACCAGGGCCUGUGGGACAUGUGUCGGGAGCAGAGCAGCAGCGAGCGCGAGUGCGGCCAGCCGGACCAGUGGGGCUACUUCGCGGCCGAGCCCGUGCUGGUGGCGCGGCCACUCAUGGUCACCUCGCUGGCCACCACGGUCCUGGGGCUGCUGCUGGCGUCGCUGGGCGUGCGCUGCUGGCAGGACACGCCCCACUUCGCGCUGGCCGGGGUCUCGGGCCUCGUGCUCUUCGUCGCCGGCCUCCUCAGCCUUAUCCCGGUGUCCUGGUACAACCACUUCCUGGGGGACCGCGAGGUCCUGCCCGCCCCGGCCAGCCCGGUCACGGUGCAGGUCAGCUACAGCCUGGUGCUGUGCUACCUGGGCAGCUGCCUCCUGCUGCUGGGCGGCUUCUCGCUGGCGCUCAGCUUCGCGCCCUGGUGCGAGGAGCGGUGUCGCCGCUGCCGCAAGGCGCCUUCCGCCGGGCCUCGCCGCAGCAGCGUCAGCACCAUCCAAGUGGAGUGGCCCGAGCCCGAGCUGGCACCCGCCAUCAAGUACUACCGCGACGGUCGGCACCGGCCGCCGCCUGCCCAGCCUCGCAAGGCCAAGGUCGGCUUCCCCAUGCCGCGGCCGCCGCCCAAGGCCUAUACCAACCGGGUCGACGUCCUAGACGGGGAGGGGGCAGAAGCGUCCUCCUCGUGCAACACCGAGCCCUACGACAGCUCUCUGCCCUGCGACUCCGACCUCUAGACGCCUGGAGAGCCUGGGGAUCGCGGGUGGCAAAGGACUCAACCCCGCACAGGCCCGCCUGGCUCCGACUUGGAACCCGGACACUUGUCCCUCGCUGGUGUGGACGGAAAUCUUCCUUUCCUGGGACCAUACAGGACCCCCUUCGACGAUUAGUUCAGGCUGGGUUUGGUAUUCUUCUUAAAGACUUUCGUUUUCCCCUCCAGAGGGAGCAGAGUCCUCUUAGGGAGUGAUGGGCUUUUAGUAUUUUUUUGCUGAAGAAUAUAUGAAAAGGGUGUCAUUUGCAUCACGUGGACCAGGGACAAUAACCAGAGUUGAAGUCAGCAAUGCUCAGAAACAAUCUAACAUCUUGAAACUAACUCCUUGCCAUGCAAACUCUCAGGAGGCCAAUAUAUUUCUGGCCAUGUUUGAAUGAGCCUCUUAAACUUAGAACCAUGCAAAUACCAGCAGCCUAAUAGAUUGUAUGGAAUGAUAUAACCUGAUUAACUCAUAGCUACCCAUCUUCAUUGCAUACAUGGGAUUUAUAUUUUUUCUUACUUGUUUUUGCUGUGAACUUUGAGGGCACACAAGAGUUUCUCUUCCAGAAGCAGAAGGAGAGCGAAGGUCCUAAUGCUGUACUAUUCCACCCUUUGGAUGCCUCAUCCAGGAUGCAGAGGACUCUAGGUUUAACAUUUUGUAAAAAAAAUGGAGCCUGUUUAUCACAUUAAAGCAUAUAUAUAUAUAUAUCUUUUAUUUAUAAAUAAAAUUUUAAAACAAC
This is a messenger RNA of Callithrix jacchus (white-tufted-ear marmoset), 2090 nucleotides long. It is a transcript of the gene CLDN23, whose product is annotated as claudin 23. Gene Ontology annotation, molecular function: structural molecule activity. Gene Ontology annotation, cellular component: bicellular tight junction; membrane. NCBI's taxonomy places the organism in Eukaryota, Metazoa, Chordata, Mammalia, Primates, Cebidae. The record is from RefSeq and is a predicted model, not a curated record.